This is a messenger RNA of Letharia columbiana, 2214 nucleotides long. RefSeq lists its product as uncharacterized. The record is from RefSeq and is a predicted model, not a curated record. NCBI's taxonomy places the organism in Eukaryota, Fungi, Ascomycota, Lecanoromycetes, Lecanorales, Parmeliaceae. Gene Ontology annotation, cellular component: eukaryotic translation initiation factor 3 complex. Gene Ontology annotation, molecular function: translation initiation factor binding; RNA binding; translation initiation factor activity. Gene Ontology annotation, biological process: translational initiation. The coding region runs from base 1 to 2214 and encodes 737 amino acids. The transcript is spliced from 4 exons.
AUGGCACCUAGCUUUGAUAACCUCACCGAGGACAAUGGUACCUAUGACUCAGAGGAAGAGAUAGACUUCUCAGAUCUCAAGGAACAAUACGACGUCCGACUCGAACAAGGCCUUGAUGCCUUUGUGGUCGUCGAUGGCCUGCCCGUGGUCCCGGAAGACAGCAAACCGAAGCUGGUAAAAUUCUUGGUGAAGCAGCUGAACAAGGCGGGAAAAGUCAAGGAAGAUGGGUUCUUCAUGCCAACCAACAAUAAGGGCAUGACGGAAGGCUAUGCUUUCGUCGAAUACCAAACACCACAGCAAGCCAUCGCAGCUACCAAGCAACUCCACGGUACCGCCAUCGACAAAAGACAUACAUUCGCGAUAAACAAGAUCACAGACGUGGAAAGAUAUGGAAGGGAAGGCCGCAUCGAUGAUGAAUACCAACCACCUAAGAUCGAUGACUUCACAGAAAAAGAGCACCUGAGGUGGUGGUUGGGGGACCCAAACAGCAGAGAUCAAUUCGUCAUGUUGCGAGGGGACAACGUUGGGGUAUUCUGGAACAAGAAGAAGGACCCGCCUGAAAAUAUAGUCGAUCGGAUGCACUGGACAGAGUCACAUGUGCAGUGGUCGCCUUUGGGCACAUAUCUCGCUACUAUGCAUGCUCGGGGUGUACAGUUAUGGGGCGGACCGAAUUGGACACGGCAGACGAGGUUUCCACAUCCUAUGUGCAAUCUGAUCGACUUCUCGCCCGGGGAGACAUACAUUACGACAUGGUCCUUCAAGCCGAUUGAGGUUUCAGAAGACGACCCGAUUCUGUCACAGGAGGAAGAUGGGAAGAAUUACAUUAUCUGGGACGUCGCGACGGGAAGACCGCUACGGUCGUUCCAGAUGCACGACCUUCCAACCCCUCCUGAGAGUGAAAACGGCCAGCCCGUCAAAAAGAAGGUACCGUGGCCCGCUUUCAAAUGGUCGUCUGACGACAAAUUCGUCGCUCGCAUGCUGGAGGGUCAAUCGAUAUCUGUUUAUGAACUUCCCAAGAUGACUCUCAUGGACAAAACAUCCAUCAAAAUCGAAGGCGUGAUGGACUUCGAAUGGUCGCCUGCACUUCCGCAGCGGGACUCGGUAAAGACAUAUGAGCAGCUUUUCUGCUUCUGGACCCCGGAAAUCGGCAGCAACCCUGCUAAAGUCGGCCUCAUGAGCAUACCGUCCAAAGAAAUAGUACGGACAAGAAAUCUCUUCAACGUUACAGAUGCCAAGCUCCACUGGCAAUCACAAGGCGCCUACGUCUGCGUCAAAGUGGACAGGCACUCAAAGUCAAAGAAAUCUCUGGCGACCAAUCUCGAAAUCUUCCGUGUCCGAGAAAAGGGUGUCCCCGUCGAAGUCGUCGAUUCGAUCAAAGACACCGUCAUCAACUUUGCGUGGGAACCGAAAGGCGACCGCUUCGUUCUCAUCACCACUGCCGAGGUCGUCAUGACCACCGCGGUACCCCCAAAGACCGCAGUAUCGUUCUUCUGUCCCGAAAAGAUCAAGGGCGCCGGUGUAGGAAACUUCAAACACAUCCGCACCAUCGAGAAGAAGAACAGCAACGCCAUCUACUGGUCACCUAAAGGCCGCUUCGUGAUUGUGGCCACAGUGCACUCACAGCAGAGCUUCGACCUCGACUUCUGGGAUCUAGACUUCGAGGGCGAGAAGCCCGAGAGCGAUAAAGACCUCACCGCCAACUUACAGCUCAUGAACACAGGAGACCAUUACGGAGUUACGGACGUUGACUGGGACCCUACCGGUCGCUACUGCGUAACGAGUGCCAGUGUCUGGAAACAUACCAUGGAAAACGGCUACCACCUCUACGAUUUCAAAGGGGAGCUCUUGCGCGAAGAGCACAUUGAAAAGUUCAAGCAACUCUCCUGGCGCCCUCGCCCUCUCACCCUUCUAUCACGAGACGAACAAAAAACCAUCCGCAAAAACCUCCGCGAGUAUUCGAAAGACUUUGAAGAGCAAGACCGGAUCGAGGAAGAUAAAGAGAAGGGGGCGAUUGUGGAGGAGAGGAGGAGGGUUCUGAGUGAAUGGCUUGCGUGGCGGGAGAAGGAAGAGGAGGAAUUGAAGGCGGAGAGAAGGGAGUUGGGUUUGAAGGAGGAUGUUGAGGAGGAGGAGCAGGCUGAUGGGGAGGAUGGAGGGGGGGCGGUUGUUGAGGAGAUUAUGGAGGAGGUUUUGGAUGAGGUUGAGGAGAUUGCUUAG